AUCAACUAUUUGACAAAGUUGGUUGUCAACAGUAUAAAUACAUCAGCAAAUUAUUGAGUAAAGCAUCAAAAGCAUUUUAGUCGCAAAAGCUUUAACAACUCAAAUCAAAAUGUUCAAAUUUGUCUUUGUCCUUAUUGCUGCCUUGUUUGCCGUCAGCAUGGCCUCUCCUUCUCCCUUGCCAGCUCCAGCUCCUAGACCAGUAGCUAGUCCUGAACCUGCUCCCCAAUUCUACACUCCUUAUGCCUACAGCGGUGGUUACUACGCUUCUCCUUAUGCCUACUACGGUUAAAUCGUUGAUGCCCUUAAUACCAUCUGUGGCAUCGAAGUAGUAGUGUUAAAUAUUUAGGGGACUAGUCACAGAGUAGUCUCUUUUGUACACUACUAUGGAUUACGGGUUUUGACUAUUAAGCACGCUAAUGGAGAAUUUGUUUAAUAUGCACGCUGGCAUAUGAAUUUUUGUUAAGUUUAUUUUUCUUUCUCUCUUUUCUGUGAAUUCUUUAAUUUUUGUUUUAAUAAAAUUUUGCAUAAAAAAUUGUAA
Messenger RNA from Lucilia cuprina (Australian sheep blowfly), 538 nucleotides. Its product is annotated as neuropeptide-like 4. Bases 110 to 289 code for a protein of 59 amino acids. The record is from RefSeq and is a predicted model, not a curated record. NCBI's taxonomy places the organism in Eukaryota, Metazoa, Arthropoda, Insecta, Diptera, Calliphoridae. The transcript has 2 exons.